CUCCGGUCAAUUUGAUAUGUUUAAUUUCCCGAGCUGUUGCUUCUUCGUCGAUCGCUAGAUCUCCUUACGAUCUCUCUCUUCUCUCACGAGUCUCCAAGUCGUCCAAGUUUCAGACUUUUCAGUAGAUUUUGUGAUUUGUGUGAUUGGGUCUCUCAAUUUCCAAACUAGAGAGCCUCCGCCGUCUUUAACUAUCCCGCGCAUAACGAUUCAUCGAAAGAAAAAGAAUCCUUACUUGUAUUGAGUAGAAGAACAUAAUUUCUAAAGCAUGGCAAACUCAUUACGGUUGUAUCUAGCAUGCAUAAAAAAUACACUCGAGGCAGCCAUGUGCUUACAGAACUUUCCUUGUCAAGAAGUCGAAAGGCAUAAUAAACCAGAGGUUGAACUAAAGACAAGCCCAGAACUUUUACUAAAUCCUGUAUUGAUAUGCCGUAAUGAGGCUGAAAAGUGUUUAAUAGAAACAUCUAUAAAUUCACUCAGGAUAAGCCUCAAGGUCAAACAAGCGGAUGAACUUGAAAACAUACUAACCAAAAAGUUCCUUAGAUUUUUGUCCAUGAGGGCAGAAGCUUUUCAAGUACUGAGGAGGAAGCCAGUGCAGGGCUAUGACAUUAGCUUUCUAAUAACAAACUACCACUGCGAGGAGAUGCAGAAGCAGAAGCUAAUCGAUUUCAUUAUUCAGUUUAUGGAGGCAAGAUAUAGAGAAAGAAAUAAGAGACUUGAAGGAGUCAGUGAACACCAGAGGACGACUCGUUGCGACAGAGUUUCUGAAACAGUUCAUGUAAAGCAGCACUUGAGGUAUUAUAAUGUAACCCCUCAUUGUAUCAACCACUCAUUAUUUGGUUAAAUUCCAUAUACACUUAGACAUUCUCUUCAUUGUGCUACUUCCUCUGUUCUUCUAACACAACUGAAAUACCGAACCAUCGGCUUGGUACAUUGUAGCGUAUGUAAUGCAAUACGUAUAAAAUAUGUUCUGUUGAUCGUA
Messenger RNA from Arabidopsis lyrata subsp. lyrata, 979 nucleotides. RefSeq names its product actin-related protein 2/3 complex subunit 4. Gene Ontology annotation, biological process: actin filament polymerization; Arp2/3 complex-mediated actin nucleation. Bases 266 to 841 code for a protein of 191 amino acids. Gene Ontology annotation, cellular component: Arp2/3 protein complex; actin cytoskeleton. Gene Ontology annotation, molecular function: actin filament binding. The transcript is spliced from 10 exons. The record is from RefSeq and is a predicted model, not a curated record. Lineage: Eukaryota; Viridiplantae; Streptophyta; Magnoliopsida; Brassicales; Brassicaceae.